CCGUCCGUUGGAAGCAUGCGCAAUAGCUGUUUUGCAAACUCGUGCAUUCUGCGCUGGAAUGUGUAUAAAACGUCGGGCGCCGGCGAGAGACGUCACCAGUUGCCGCGCUUGUCAGCAGUGUUUGUCCGAGUCGUCUCCGAAGCGCGCGCGAUGUUCAAGGCGUCUCUCUUCGUGCUCUGUGCUAUCACCACACAGGCAAGCUGUACCGGAGACUUCGUGGAUGAGGCACGAGAUAGGCCGUCUCGGGUCAGGGCCAACAAUCUCGAUCCCCCUGCUCCGUACAGCUUCGUGUACGGCAGCUCCGACAAAGGUGGCUCCCAUGGCCGCGAGGAGACCCGGGACGAGCACGGCACCGUGAGGGGCUCGUACCGCAUCGCCCUCGCGGACGGCCGCAUGCGCGUGGUGAAGUACGUGGCUGACAAGGACGGCUUCCGCGCGGGCAUCGCAACCAACGAGCAGGGCACCGAGUCGGGCAGUUCAUCGGGCGUAGUCGUCAACUCUCAGGCGCUGUCCGGACCAGACGCCGCGAGGGCCGCGCACAGGUCCAUGACUCGGGCUGGAGCUUCGAGGCACUCGACUCCUAGGCGCGCGGCCGCUGCGUCGUCGAACGUGGAGCGGUGGGCAGCGCCGUCGCAGCUGAGGGGGCCAGGCUACCUGCCCGCGCAGAGGGACGAGAUCGUCUAUUACGAGCCGUAGCCUGGCGUAGCCCGUAGUCGGGUCACGCAGGAAAAGUUUCAUGUGCAUUCGCAACGGUAGAGGUGCAUACUUGCGUGAUGAGCUCAUUGUAAGGAUGGGCCGGUGCAAAGAUUAGCGACGUGGCACCAACAGUGCGAGCGUCAAGUCCGAAGUCGUUUGUUCAUAUUUGACUUCUGCAAGCCUGCUUUUCUUUCUAGUCCGUGCCAUGGAAUUUGUAUAGCUCGCAAAAGCGAAAUGGGCCAGUUGAUAGAACAUUUUUCGUUCUCACUGAAGCUGUUCAUGUCGUUCUCUGUUUAUGCAAUUCGGGCUGCAUACUGCGCCCCCAUCAAACCAAGCCAAAUUAAGUGACAUAUGUAAUUAUGAGUCUUAAGUGUCGCCUUAAUUGGUGAAAGCACUGAUAUGAUAACCACAACAUACGAGAGGUGAACUUUGACAUUGAUUGUUGGAUUAUUGUUUUCCUCCUAAUUGUACUGCAGUUAAAGCAAGUGUGGCACUGAUCGCCGGGGUCCAGUGUAUCUUCAGGGACUGCACUCUUGCUAGCAUGCCAAGAUUUAUUCGACCCAAACCAUGCGCAUUUCGCAUAUUCCGGAGCCGUGUGCACCCCUGCAUAUUCAUCGCGCCAGAUUCUUAAAUGAACCUACAGAGAGCCAUUCAUGUUGCCAUUUUCAUCAUUAUAUUUUAGCGAUUCACCAUAGUGGGCGCAUCCUUCUGGAAUCAAGCACCAAACCGAACAAACAUGUGGUGGCGUUGUUUCGGAAAGCCGCAGAUAAAUAACUGAGAGGUCGGCAACUUUUUUGCCCUGUGAUACCUUUAAUUGUUCUUAAUUAUACCAUACGUUUGGGUUGCUUACAAGUGAUUGAACUAGGCAGAUAAUGGGUUAUUUCUUACAUGAAUUGCCGAGCAUGCCAAAACGCUUAGCAUGGAAGACGCAAGGGCAUUGCAUGCGUAGUAAUAAGCCAUUUAAAACUUAACGUUGUAAACGGAAUGCCUUUUUGUUCAAUGAAGUUUGUACAUUACUGGAGCAUCAAUGCAUUUUCUGGCAGAGUUUUGGAACACAUAUCUCCAAACGUGUCAUACUUAGAAUUAGUUCAAAGUAGGUAUAACUUUCAAAGUCAAUGUCUACAAUUCGUAAAUUGCAACAUGUGCUGUAAAGUAAUUAGUUUAGGAGCUACUUAGCGAAAUAUGGGUAAUUAGUAGCAUUCAUUUUGAUUUAUUGUGUAAAUAAUGUCCGCCUCUGAGACUAAUCCAUCUGGAGAAGUAGAAUCGUGUUAUGUUCUUAAAGUGUAUGUUAACGGUAAAAAUAAACAGCCUCUAUAAUGCCAUAUCAUUUUAGGAGGUCACUGUAUUAAGGAUAGAUUUUUUUUAAAGUAUAGUUGGUGCCACUAACCUCUAAUAUCCUCUGCGACGAGAGCGUGCUUAUGUACAGAAGGUGCUUAUGUCAUAACAUUUUCUACGGCGUGAAAAGUAGCUUGUUUCCGCUUAGAAGCUUACUAUAGCUUGGAGCCUUGAUUGGGAGCCCACCAUGCCAUUGCACCAGCAAGCUGUAAAAAUGCUUUCCUGUUCCUCUCGUAGAGGCUUAUUGCACGUUUUAUGAUUUAUCCCUCAGUACUACUCACACUGUGGUGUUAAUUAAACGGACAACGCAAACGGUGCGUAUGCUUAUGAAUAGUGCGAAAUGCUGUAGUAUGCUUGGAGAUUAAAAACAGGGUUGUUGUUCUUGAAAUCUUGUAUUGCUAAAUGUGCUUUUGUUCACUUGGCACUUGCUCGAGAACAUCCCAUGUCGUUCUCCAUCUCUGUAGGUAGAAAGUGCGAUCUGAUGUUGACAUUCAUGGGUCAUAUCACGUGUAAAAAUAAACGAAUGUUUUCAGUGGUUUC
Dermacentor albipictus is the source of this 2571-nucleotide messenger RNA. Its product is annotated as cuticle protein 19.8-like. The record is from RefSeq and is a predicted model, not a curated record. Gene Ontology annotation, cellular component: extracellular matrix. Lineage: Eukaryota; Metazoa; Arthropoda; Arachnida; Ixodida; Ixodidae.